GACCCACUCAAGACCUACUUCAAGAAUGGGAACUUCACAUGCUGUAUUUCGCAGGUGUCAACACAACCCCACGCAAGACCUACUUCAAGAAUGGGAUCCCACUUGACGUGUCUGGACCCUGGGUGGAUAUCAUAAUAUUAUUGUUAUCACAUCUUGGAUCUAGAAUUUAUUAAUCAAAUCUGGAUGACGGGAUGAUAUAGAGAGCGCUCGCCUGUGUUUGUCAUCCACCCCAAGAUCCACCCAUCAUCAGGCCAUAUUGUACACACACUCGGCUCUCAAACACGGCCCAAGGCUUUGAUCGUGUUUGUUACAUCUGGUCACCUCCUCUUGUCAAGGGCCUUUCUCCAUGUUACGUUAGGCAGGAGACAAUAUCACUAAGGUGAGGUGAGGCAGACUGAACCUGACAAACCGUGAAGGAAACCUAACCUAACCUACAGUGAAGGGUCUAAACGUCACAGUUCGAAUCUAAGAGAGCGGGAGGAGGUGAUCUUUGGGGUGUGGACCUGUGUGUGUUUGUCAGGCGUCACCUUGUGUGUGUGUGUCUCUGUUUUUACUGCCUUACCUGCUGUCUUGUCAACAUGUGUGGAACUGAUGGCUACGUGGAGGCUGUAUCAACACGUGUGGGGACGUUUAGGUGGACUCUGUAUAAGCAGUGGUGGACCCGCCAGUCACUCUCUUCAUGGGACUUGAUAAAUAUGAAAAUGAAGAUUUAAUUAAGUGGGGCUGGCCAGAGGACGUUUGGUUCCACGUGGACAAAGUGUCGUCAGCUCACGUUUACCUCAGACUCAACCCAGGUCAAACGAUAGAUGAUAUUUCAAUGGCUGUCAUUGAAGAUGCUGCCCAGCUGUGUAAGGCCAACAGCAUCCAGGGCAACAAGAUGAACAACGUUGAUGUGGUUUAUACUCUAUGGUCUAACCUUCGCAAGACCCCAGGGAUGGAUGUGGGCCAGGUUGGGUUCCACAGCGAGAAGGAGGUACGGAAAAUUCGUUUGGAAAAGCGCAUUAAUGAGGUAAUUAAUCGAUUGAACAAGACCAAAACAGAAUCUCACCCAGAUUUCAGACUAGAACGAGAAGAACGAGACAGAGUAGAGCGAAAUGCCCAGAAGAAAGAACUAAAGGAAAAGCAGCAGAAGGAAAAAGAAGAAUUGGAGCUAAGAAAGAAAGAACAAGAACUUAGGAGCUACAAUUCUUUGUUCUCAUCAGACAACAUGAAGACAAACAAACAGGCGGCUGAUGAGGAUUCUGACGAUUUUAUGUGAUGCAUUGGUGAGCUGUCAUUGUUGUGUCCUUGUGAUGUCUUUUAUAUAUAUAUAUAUACUGUAGAACUGUAUAUACCAGAUAUACUGUAUAUAUAUAUAUGACUCAAGUUUGACAAGUGGUUGUGUCUCAUUACAUACUAAUAUGGUAUCCAAAUAAAUGCAAAAAUUUCAAGUAAAUUUUAACAGUUAGAUAUUGUCUUUGCUUGUCUGUAUUAGAUUGGAAUACUUGUCAAGUUACUCAGUUUUAAAUUCUUUUGAAAUACUGAUCAAUUUUAUGCUUGUAAGUACUGUAGAGUAAUUUGGAUGAUGGCUUGUGUUUUCAGGUCUUCCUCCUCUUGUUGGUUAAUCUUAUUUUUAUAUUUUCUUAUUUGGUAAUUUGAAAGGUUUUUUUUGUAUCAUGGAAAUUGUACAAAUUUAAUUAAAAUUGCAAGAAUAUAUAUGUUGUUAAAAAAUGGUGCAUUUUUAGCUUUUUAUGGUUAUUUACAUAUAAAGUGUAUUGGCAGUUUUUCCCAAGCAUCACUCUUCUUACAGUACAUCUGAAAAAAACUCUCCCACUUUGAGAUCAGGGUAGUACAUCUAUGCUUUGACUUCCCCAUAUACAAAGACACUAUAAGUCAACAGAUAUAUCCAUUUAUACACCAUUCAUUGUACAGUUGUGGGAAUGUGUUUCUAUCCCCCAUGUGGUAACCCGUGUCUCCAAACAGCCAACCUGUGUGACCUAUAGCAAACCUAUCCACCAAUCACGUCCAUUCGUUACACCACCAAUACCAAUUCAAUCAUAAAUAGUAAUACUGCCGUUUGGAGAGACGGGUUACCACAGGGGGUGAUGGAACACAUUUCUGCAACUGUAUAUUAUUCUUCCGUAAUAAUUUGACUUUGGUAUUCUGAUAUGACCUGUACUAUUAUAACUAUGCCUAGCUUGGACAAUUCAUAUAUAGUCAACCAGUCCACAAGUUGAAAAACCCAGGGUUCCCAAGACCUGGACACAUUAGAGCUUGAUUUACACUUUCCCAUCAAAGCUGAUCGAGUGGCAGUAACAACUGAAAACUGAUAGCAUCAAGUUUAGUGAUCACUCUAGGCCUAGUCUGCUUUUUAAUCACCAUUACUGUACUUAGAUAAAAAGCACCAGUUUGUGAUCAGUUUCUUCAGUUCAAACUCCCUUUAGCAGUUCCAAUGAUCUCUUAGGCCCGAAUUCAGAAUGCUAGUUUGAAAACCGCAUGAAGGUUUAAACCAAGGAUCGAGCUAAGAUUGAAGUUUGUUGGUACAGUAUUCAGAAAGCUGGCUUGAGCCAACACAAAGAUUCAAACCGGGUUUGAGAUCAGAUUUGUUGAUUUUUGCAUUAAUCCAGCCUGGAGACAGGUUUAGUAGUUGAUCCUUCAUUCAAGAUAACAAGUCAACAUGAAUUUUGACAGAGCGUACUUUUCGGCGAUAUUGUCAAAUUGAAAUUUUGUAGAGAGAAGACUGAUGUUAGAUAAGCAGACUCCUAUCAAUUUUUAUGAUGACACGCAAUUCAGACAACGAUAUAGGUUCAGCAAGGGAGACUUCCUUGAUAUUUUCUGUGAUAUGGAGCUUCUACUUGACAGACCUGUUAGCUAUGGUUCACGUCUACCUCCCAUUCAUCAGUUGAUGAUUACUUUGAGAUUCUUCACAACGAAUUGUUUCCAGGUAAGAAAGAUUCUGGUUACUGAAUGAGUUAUGGGAAUGUGUUACAAUACUUUUGUGUUUAGGGUCCAUGAAGAUCAAACGGGUUAUGUAAAGAAAGCUGAUGCUUCUUUAUUUUGAGUCAAUGCUGAGUGCAUUUUGAUUUUAAUGUAUUGAUAAAGGAAAGUCAUUUCUUAACAUUACUAUUAAGGGAAAUGUGGGGUUAAAAGAACAGAAAAAACGUAACCUAGCCAGGUUACUACGCCCUGCAUUGCUUCUUUUUAUUUUGAUUAUGAAUAUCGACACCUGUCACGGAUUUUAUCGACAAUUUGUAUGUAAUUGUUCUUCCUCAAUGAAUUCCUUUAUCAUCAUAUAACAAGACUGCCACAUAAAAUAAUACCAUAAAUCAUUAUAAUUUUAUCAUAAUUUGAUUGUAAUUAUAGUAACAAAAGUAACUUAUGAUGUGCAAGGAGAGAUUUCUCCUCCUCCAUAAAAACUUGAGUCACAGUUGCCGCCAUAAUCUUGUAAACAUUACUCUCGAUGGUGAUUGGCUGUCAUAAUGGAGUAAACGAAACAUUAUUGGCUAGAAUUUCAGUGUUCAAAUCGUUUCUCGUGAUUAAAGAAAAUGCAACAGAUUACCCGAUCCUGGGUUCAAGCCAAUGUUCUGAAUACAGUUUGGGUAAUCCACUGCUGGAAAUCUCGGAUCGAGGAAUCCCAAUUUGCACGUCUGAGCCGAGCUCAAAUCACCAUCCUGAAUUCGGGCCACAAUGUUCAGUUUUUAAGCAUUUGGUUGUAACUGCUGUAUCCAUCAGAUGGGGAAGCAAAGAUUAACUCCAGUCUUGUGUUAAUGUCCUGAGCAUAUUGGGUUUUCAGUUCUUGAAGUUGUAGACUACAAGAAUUACCUGAUCUGGGUUUGGAUAUAAAAUGAGAUUUCAGAUUAAUCCCUCAUUUCUCAAAAUCCCGGUGUUGGUAAAGCCAAGGUGCCUUAGUAAUCCUGUCUACAUUUAGCUACAGCUUCAUAGUUCGGUAUCUUUAAAAUUUCUCCGUUUGCAUUGGGCCCACUCAAUCUCACACCUCUGUAUUGUAAAUUAUAUACAGUAUCAGGUUUUUAACUUUCAACUAAUCUUUUCAUUGUGAUUAUUGUGGGCUGCUACAAACUCUCUCCAUUACUUUAAACAUUUGAAUUUUAACCAUAAUGUUUCUUCUAAACACUUCCAAAAUUGUAUUUCCUACCUAACAAAACAUAUUAGUGUUAGGUACCACAGUCACUGGUUUGUGUAUGAAAAAGAAGAAAACAGGAAAAGCAUCUUUUGGGGAUAUUCACCUCUAUACAAAAAUGUGAUACAAUUUACGAAAUAAUUUUGAGAAACGGAACCCUUUCGUAAAUCAGGGGACACCUGUAUAAUACUUAAAAUUUGUUGUGAGCAUUAUGGCCUCAAAUGUCUACUACGACAGCCUACACGGAUCAUCAGUCGAUCUUCCCCCCUUCCCCGGGUAAAUUGUGUGUGGGGUAAUUAAUCUGGUACUGUACCUAGAAACACUGGGGUAAGUGUAUGGGGGAGAACACAUGAAAAUGCAGUAAGUUUAUAUAAAGACGAGCUUUGGUGGAAGCCUGAUAAAACUGCCAUGACUUACCCUCUUCAUUUAGUACUGUACCUUGCACUGGAUUGAUUUCCUCAUUCUAGAGAUAACAUUUUCAAGUGCAUAGUACCACAUAUCUCCAGACUUCAUAUGUGUUUGGUGUUAUUUCUCAUAAAUAUUUCUUUUGGGCAAAAAGCGAGUGCAUUAAGAAAAGAAAAAAAUGCUAAUAAGCGUUUGAACAUAAUUGCGGAGACCAUCAAAUCUGGUUAAGAAAGAAUCGUAUAAUACCUUGAUGAGUUACCAAAGUGGUUCACAAUGCUAAAAAUAAUUACAAUAUCAACAAGUGGCUAAGAAACAACAAUUAAAUAUCUAAUUUUUAUUAAACAUUUUUACUUGCAAUUUUUCCCAAACAACUUGAUAGAAUAAAAUCCCUUCUUGCUUUAACAGCAGCACAUCUCAAAACAGAUAGCUAUCAUAACCUCAGUGUUACAGGGCAACAGAUUGUACUCUUGAUGUAUGUUACAAGACAACAGAUUGUACUCUGAUGUUAUGUUACAGGACAACAGAUCAUACUCUGAUGUAAAGUUUUUACUUUGUAUUUCACAGUAAACACUUAACUGAAAGCUGUGGAAGAGCUACUCAUCCAAUGGAAACACAUUGUAUCACUGUACUGAAAUAUUCUUAAGCAGACAGUUUUCAAUAUAGCUUGAAUGCACUUCAAUACAGCAAUUUAAUUUCACACCAAAUGUCAUCAUAUUCUUAAGAGACAAAACAUGACUGCAAAAUCUACAGUAGGAAAAAAUAUUUCCUAUGCCUGUUACCCAAAA
This is a messenger RNA of Homarus americanus (American lobster), 5307 nucleotides long. Its product is annotated as coiled-coil domain-containing protein 25-like. The transcript has 10 exons. The record is from RefSeq and is a predicted model, not a curated record. The coding region runs from base 680 to 1258 and encodes 192 amino acids. NCBI's taxonomy places the organism in Eukaryota, Metazoa, Arthropoda, Malacostraca, Decapoda, Nephropidae.